Paraglomus occultum is the source of this 1227-nucleotide messenger RNA. The record is from the annotation of a GenBank genome assembly. Lineage: Eukaryota; Fungi; Glomeromycota; Glomeromycetes; Paraglomerales; Paraglomeraceae.
AUGGCACAAAAUCAACCAUUGGAGAUUCUCCUUGACGCCAAUUUAGCCGGCCUUUUGGAUCUCUUGCAAGUACAUGUCGAUGAGCCGAAAUCCCCCGGGGUCCGCUUUGUGGAAAGCGUGAAAAUCAGCGAAUUCAUUGCAAAGUCUUACAAGGGUGGAAUAUUGCCUCAUAACAAAGAGACACAGCGCAUGUUGCUGUUGGAGGAGAAAAAAAGUUUAUUACCCACGCUUGCAACCCCAGAGGCCGUUGAUCAACUUAUCAGCAGAUUGGGCUACAUUACCGUCAACGAACCGCAAACUUACGAGACAGGAACCCUGAUCCAACUGGUGUCAAGGUUGCUGGCAUAUUCCCUCCAAUUUCGACGAUGUCUCUCCUCUGUACCCGAAGACCGUCUCACCUCGGCCAUCUCUGCCGUAUCCGAUUACAAAGGCGCUGUAUUAGAUCUUUCGAAUCCUUUCACAACGGUGCCGUGGAGAGUUUUGAAUGAUUUCUUGACGAACGCUCAAACGACAUUGAAGUUGCCUUUCAAUCCGUACACCAACGCGACCGAUGACAUAAAGGCAAUCAUUAUGGGUGCUUCGCCUUUUCUGGUAUCCGGCGGCUCGAUUCAGCCUCUGGACACCGAAGUCAGCUUUAUCGAAAAUCUUUAUCGUCAAACGGCGGGGCAAUACAAAACUUUUGACAAAGCCAGUCAUACUGACGGGACGUUUUUGCAAUUUGGGUUUAAAGAAUACGUGCAGAAUAGAAUCCCUAUGAAGCGGGUCAGCAAUGGUGCAUACGUUUGUUAUGUGGAUGCCUUGCACAAGACAUAUUACUACACGACCCUCACCCUAGAUCCAUUCCGCUUCAAGGUGUUGAAGAAUCUUCUCAUAUAUGAGAUAGUCUCUGGAAAGGCAGCUUAUAUUCAUAGUGCUAUACAUUAUUACCUAAGUAUGUGCACGUGUGAAGAGGAUUUCAAAUUGAUGAUCGAAUAUGGUGUUAUUCAAUGGGGAUUCCCAAUGAAAGGAUAUGACGAGUUUCGUGAAAUGAUGAAAGAGUUACUGGAUACUAUGUAUUGCUGGAAAUUCGUAAAUACUUGGACGUGGCAUGCUGAAUUGGUCAAAAUUGCAAGAAGAAAAGCCCUUCUGGGAGACACAAGCAGUUGGGCUGACUUUGCGGCAACUUGCUACUCUGGUGGUUUACUAAGAUUAGACGUGAGUGGUUCUUUGUACAAGAGCCUUGCCUGA